Messenger RNA from Annulohypoxylon maeteangense, 2569 nucleotides. RefSeq names its product methylenetetrahydrofolate reduct. Gene Ontology annotation, biological process: tetrahydrofolate interconversion. The transcript has 3 exons. NCBI's taxonomy places the organism in Eukaryota, Fungi, Ascomycota, Sordariomycetes, Xylariales, Hypoxylaceae. Bases 261 to 2135 code for a protein of 624 amino acids. Gene Ontology annotation, molecular function: methylenetetrahydrofolate reductase [NAD(P)H] activity; FAD binding. The record is from RefSeq and is a predicted model, not a curated record. Gene Ontology annotation, cellular component: cytosol.
UCCGAGCCUUCCUUUUCUUUCUUCCUCGCUACUUCUUUUUUACGUUCGAAUUGGUCGGAGGGAAAGGAGUUGUUCUGUCCAAUUAGUCUUCAUAGACUUCUUUCCGAAUUUCUAGUAAUAGACAUCUCCAUUUGGGGGAGUCGUUUCUUUAUGUGCUUCUUCACACAAGAUUGCUAGAUUUCAUUUGUUGUAUCUUCCAUCUUCGCCUCCUUCCCUACACCUUCAAAUUGGUUACCGUACGGUAUAUCACUUAGCCCAAUAUGCAUAUCAAGGAGAUGCUAGCCGAUGCCGAAAGGACCGGCCAACCGUCCUUCUCAUUCGAGUAUUUCCCUCCGAAGACCGCCCAAGGUGUCCAAAAUCUGUAUGAUCGUAUGGAACGUAUGUACGACUUUGGUCCCAAAUUUAUCGACAUCACAUGGGGAGCAGGAGGACGUAUUGCCGAGCUAACCUGCGACAUGGUUGUCCAGGCUCAGGCUUACUUCGGCCUCGAGACAUGCAUGCAUUUGACAUGCACCGAUAUGGGGGAGGAGAAGAUCAAUGACGCACUAAAGAGGGCAUACAAGGCCGGUUGCACUAAUAUAUUGGCCUUAAGAGGUGAUCCUCCACGGGAAAAAGAGAAAUGGGUAGCCGUCGAUGGUGGUUUCCAGUAUGCAAGGGAUCUUGUCGCUCAUAUACGAACGACAUACGGCAAUCAUUUCGAUAUUGGUGUCGCCGGUUAUCCCGAGGGUUGCGACGACAAUAAAGAUGAGGACAUGCUUCUGGAUCAUUUGAAAGAAAAAGUUGACAUGGGUGCCACCUUCAUUGUUACUCAGAUGUUCUACGACGCCGACAAUUUCGUGCGGUGGGUCGGAAAAGUGCGAGAGAGGGGAAUAACCAUCCCAAUUGUGCCCGGAAUUAUGCCUAUCGCGACGUACGCAAGUUUUAUCCGGCGAGUAAAUCAUAUGAACUGCAAAGUUCCCGACGAAUGGAUGGCUGCACUCGAACCGAUUAAGAACGACGAUGCUGCCGUGAGGGAGGUCGGGAAAUCGCUGGUUGCUCAAUUGUGUCGAAAGAUCAUGUCUGCUGGUAUCGUGCAUCUCCACUUCUAUACCAUGAACCUAGCUCAAGCAACCCGCAUGGUCUUGGAAGAGCUGGACUGGAUGCCAACUACGACACGUCCUCGUAAACAAGCCUUGCCGUGGAAGCAAUCCCUUGCACUUGGUCGACGUGAGGAAGACGUCCGCCCCAUCUUCUGGCGUAAUCGCAACAAGUCAUACAUCUCAAGAACCCAGGACUGGGAUGAAUUUCCCAAUGGCAGAUGGGGUGACUCACGUUCGCCUGCUUUUGGCGAAUUGGAUGCAUACGGCGUCGGCCUAGGCGGCACCAACGAGUUCAAUCGCAAGAGAUGGGGCGAGCCUAGAUCCGUGCGAGACAUCGCUUCUUUGUUCGCGAAAUACAUCCAACGAGAUAUUCCUUCUUUGCCAUGGAGCGAAGCCCCUUUAACCGGUGAAUCCGAUUCAAUUACAGAGGAUCUCAUCAAACUCAACCAACGCGGUCUCCUAACUAUUAAUUCUCAACCCGCAGUAGAUGGCGUCAAGUCCACGCAUCCCGUGUAUGGAUGGGGACCACACAAUGGAUAUGUUUAUCAAAAAGCGUAUCUGGAAUUACUAGUAUCCCCAGACUUGUUCCCCGAGGUUAUUCGGAGGAUCAACGCGAACCCGGAUCUAUCAUACUACGCCGUGACCCAAUCCGGGAAGUUCACGACAAACACCUCAUCCGAAGGCCCUAACGCGGUCACGUGGGGUGUCUUCCCGGGCAAGGAGAUUGUUCAGCCCACAAUCGUCGAGAGUAUCAGCUUCUUAGCUUGGAAAGACGAGGCCUUUAGACUUGGCAUGGAUUGGGCUCACUGUCACGAAGCCAACUCCCCCAGUCGCGUUUUGAUCGAGAAGAUCAUGAAUGAGUGGUAUUUGGUCAACAUUGUAAACAAUGACUUCCAUCUACCGCGAGCUAUUUUCGAACUCUUUGACGGAUUGACGGUCGGAGAUAUUGAUGUACCUAUGACUGCCCCUCUUCGGGGAUCGGAGCAGUCCAACGGAGUUCAUGAGACGAAUGGCAACUCGGCUGUUAAUGGAAGUGGAGCGAUCGCAACUGCAUGAGAUUAGCGAUGAUAUAGGGAACGGCGUCAUUGAACUUUUCAACAAGCAUUUGGCUGGUAGGCGAAGGGAGUUACCAUUUCAACAACAAGCAUAUAUCAAGGCGUUUGGAAACGGAGUCCAGAUUUUUCAACAAAAAAUCGGAGCACAGGUUUAGGGCUUUAACGGCACCCCGGAAAAAGGGAUAGGCUUAAAAGAGGCUGCGCUGCAUCAUAUCUCAACGAUACCCCCAGCAAUGACAGAUGAUGAAUUUUGAAUACCAUUUCUUGUUUUUCUUGGUAUAUUGGACCAAGGAAAUACAUUCGAGCAGCAUUCAGUAAGUCGAGGUAGCGAAGUUAGUUCGAAGGAAGCAUGUGGGCGACGAAGAGAAACGAGUUAUAUUUUGCCAUUUUCCCACCUACCACAAAAGUUGGAUGAAUUGGAUAACAUUCAGGACU